UACCAAGUAUCGAUUACGAACUGUUUCUACCUGUUGCCGCGGCAAUGUUGCAAAUGACCAUAAUAAUACACAACAAUACAUGGGUAAAGACCACCUUGCGCAUUACGUGCCGUUCACUGUCUGCGCACGCGUUGACUGUUACUACUGUGUACGACAGCGCAGGGGUAGCUCAGUAAACUAGCUACCUUCGUCAGAAAAUCAUGGGGCACGACCCCAUGAAUAAUCCUGGCACCAUUGCAUCUACGUACUUGAUCGACAACGAGUAUAGUAUUCAGAUAAUACGUUGGAUUCUCAAAGCUAUUAAUCUAUGGCCACGAUCUACCAACAUUUCGAUCGUUGAAAAGGCCCGUUCCAAAUUUCUGAUAUUUAUAUGCUAUUUUCUGAUAAUUGCCAUCAUGAUACCGAGUGGUCUAAGUAUCUUUUUGGAGUCGCAGGAGACCUUCGAAGUCAAGUUGCGUAGCUUCGGGCCGCUCACCUUCUGGUUCAUGGCGAUGAUAAAUUAUUCCUGUCUCUUGAUGCAUGUCGAUGACAUACGCAGCUGCGUAAAGCACGUAGAGACGGACUGGCGGCUCAUUAAAAAAGUCGAAGAUCGGCAGAUAAUGCUGAGAAAUGCCAAAAUAGGUAGAUUCAUCGCCGGCUUCUGCACCGUGUUUAUGCAUAGUGGUGUUUUUUCGUACAAUGUUGCCCGAGUUUUUUCCAAAGACGUUUUAUACAUGGAUAACAGCAGUGUGAUGGUUCGCGCCUUACCUUAUCCCUUCUAUAGCAAGAUCCUGAACGCGCAUUUCAGUCCGGCAUACGAGUUCGUGUUUUUUCUACAAUGCUUCUCGACCUUUGUCGUCAAUUCCGUCACGGUUGCCGCGUGUGGCCUCGCGGCGGUUUUCGUGAUGCACGCGUGCGGCCAGCUCAAAAUUUUAAUGUCCUGGUUAGACAAUCUUCUGGACGGACAAAAUGAAGAGAAAAAUUCUAUAAAACAAAGGUUCGCCAUCAUUGUGGAGCAUCAUCUGAGAGUGUUGAGGUAAGCUAUUAUUCUUGACUUUUUGUUGUACACAUGA
Molecule: messenger RNA, 1052 nt
Organism: Formica exsecta
Lineage: Eukaryota; Metazoa; Arthropoda; Insecta; Hymenoptera; Formicidae
Exons: 1
Coding region: 201-1019 (272 amino acids)
Biological process (GO): detection of chemical stimulus involved in sensory perception of smell; sensory perception of smell
Cellular component (GO): plasma membrane
Molecular function (GO): odorant binding; olfactory receptor activity
Source: RefSeq, a predicted model, not a curated record